AUGUUCGUUCUUGUCGGUGUGAGGGAUACCGUCCCUGUGGCUCCAAAGACUUUUGACAUACCACCUGCAACAACGAUUCAAGACUCCUUGAACAAAAAAUAUGCAAAUAAGCUUGUACCCGACAAAGGUUUAGCUUUAUCUGUGUUCGAUAUCCUUACGGCGGAAGAUGGGAAGGUUACGUGGGGAAAUGGAUUGAUGUAUUAUAAAGUCUCAUUCCGAUUAAUGCUUUUCGCACCUUUUGUUGGCGAAGUCAUUGUGGGUAAAGUGCUUUCAACAGAAAAAUCAUAUAUUCGAGUGAGCUUGGGAUUCUUUCAAGAUAUAUAUAUAGUCCCUUCGCUUCUUCCCCCUAAUUCAGCAUACGAUCCAUCACAAAAGAAGUUCUACUGGGUAUCACCGGACGAUGAUGGGACGCUACUCACUCCUGAACAACUAGCAAAUAGUGUAAUCACCGAUCGACUGUAUAUUGAUGAAGGCGAACCUAUACGGUUCAGAGUAGAUUCAAUAGAAUGGCAAGAUGUACGACCUACACCUCAAAGUGUUUUGGAACAAGAAAAUAACGAUGAUGUACCGGUAAAAUCAUCUUUUGAUAAAGCUGGAUACAGGAUUUUAGCUACUAUCGCUGAAUCAGGAUUAGGAGUUACUUCGUGGUGGUCUACAGGUGCAGAUCCUGAUGAGGAUCAAGAAGAAACACAAGAAGGAAUAUAUCAAGAUGAUAUAUAUCAAGAGGAAGGGAAAGAGGAAUACGUAUAA
This is a messenger RNA of Kwoniella shivajii, 750 nucleotides long. RefSeq lists its product as uncharacterized. Gene Ontology annotation, biological process: DNA-templated transcription; transcription initiation at RNA polymerase III promoter. The coding region runs from base 1 to 750 and encodes 249 amino acids. Gene Ontology annotation, cellular component: RNA polymerase III complex. The transcript has 8 exons. The record is from RefSeq and is a predicted model, not a curated record. Lineage: Eukaryota; Fungi; Basidiomycota; Tremellomycetes; Tremellales; Cryptococcaceae.